CACAAGUCAGUUUUUUAAAUUAGCAUUAACGAAAUUAAAAGUCAGGUAAUAUUAUUGAAAGACUGCGGAACGGAACACCGCGGUAUCUGGGUUCGACAGGUCAGGUCUGAGACAGUUGUUGAAGGCGCACUGUUUGACAGUAAUGGAAGGCGGUACAACUUUCCCCCCGACAACAUUAGGUCUGUAAAGACAACAAAUGCCCACAAUGGCGUCUGUUUUGGAGGAUCCCACCCUAGAGAGACACUUCAAGGGGCAUAAAGAUGCUGUCACCUGUGCAGACUUCAGUCCAAACUGCAAACAACUGGCCUCGGGGUCAGUGGAUAAGAGCCUGAUGAUCUGGAAUCUGGCUCCCAAGGCAAGGGCCUUCCGAUUUGUUGGCCACCAAGAUGUUAUCACUGGGGUGCAGUUCUCCCCGCUUGGUAACCUGGUGGCAACGUCCUCCAAGGACAGAACAGUCCGACUGUGGACACCUUCCAUGAAAGGAGAGUCAACAGUGUUCAAAGCUCACACUGCCACCAUCCGCAGCGUCGCUUUCUCCCAGGAUGGCCAGAGACUGGUGACAGCGUCUGAUGACAAGUCGGUCAAAGUGUGGAGCGUGCACCGACAGAGCUUCGUCUAUUCCCUCAACCUGCACACGAACUGGGUGCGCUGUGCCAGGUUUUCUCCAGAUGGGCGGCUCAUAGCUUCCUGUGGGGACGACCGCUCAGUUCGGCUUUGGGACACAUCCACCAAACACUGCAUCAACUGUUUCACCGACUAUGGAGGAUCAGCAACGUUUGUUGAUUUCAACUCCAGCGGCACCUGUAUUGCAUCUGCAGGAGCUGACAGUUCACUGAAACUCUGGGAUCUACGGACCAACAAGCUGAUUCAGCAUUAUCAGGUGCACAGUGCAGGAAUCAAUAGCUUUUCCUUCCACCCAUCAAACAACUACCUGAUCACUGGUUCAAGUGACAGCACUGUGAAGAUCAUGGACCUGCUGGAGGGACGCCUCAUCUACACCCUCCAUGGACACAAGGGUGCUGUAAUCGCAGUAACCUUUUCCAGGGCUGGAGAGCUCUUUGCUUCGGGGGGAGCUGAUGGUCAGGUGCUGAUGUGGAGGACAAACUUUGACACCAAAUCCUACCAGGAUGUUCUGCAACAGCACAGCCGGCGGUCCACCCCUGAUCCCCCACCUCACCUGUCUGACAUCCACCCUAAAUCACCCCACCUUCAUCACUCACAGUCCACCGCCAUUCAGAUCAGUCCAACAGUGGCAGACACUCAGUCAGCUGAUCCGCAUGUCAUAGAGCUGGGCCAAGCUGUUCACAGCACCAUGCUCUUAAACGGCCGGAUGCACUUGACGCCCACGCGGUCCGCCGCCAACAGUCACCACUCCAACGGCUUGCCGGCGCGCCAUGCUGCCAGUUCAAGAGUGGAAGGACUGAAGGUGGGAAAAAGCAGCGGGAGGGCGGGUUCGACUGCUGGGAGCCAGACGGAGGCUGGCGGGGGAGGAAGAGGAAGGAGAGAGGAAGAGGAAGAGGAGAGAGGGGAGACGCACCCACUGGAAGUUCUCUCCGGUCAUCCAUCGUGUCUGGACUCUACGCUGGGACACAUUGUUCAACAGCUGGAUAUUCUCACGCAGACUGUUUCAGUGUUGGAGGAGCGUCUCACCCUGACUGAGGACAAGCUGAAGGAGUGUCUUCUCCACCAGUCCAAGAUUCUCAAGGACGUGCGAGCAUCCAGAGGGAGGCGGAGGACGGAGAGCGAGGGGACGGAUGGAUCACCUGUCCGUUUCACUUGA
Seriola dumerili (greater amberjack) is the source of this 1780-nucleotide messenger RNA. RefSeq names its product POC1 centriolar protein B (gene poc1b). Gene Ontology annotation, molecular function: protein binding. The transcript is spliced from 12 exons. Bases 197 to 1780 code for a protein of 527 amino acids. The record is from RefSeq and is a predicted model, not a curated record. Gene Ontology annotation, biological process: cilium assembly. Gene Ontology annotation, cellular component: ciliary basal body; centriole. NCBI's taxonomy places the organism in Eukaryota, Metazoa, Chordata, Actinopteri, Carangiformes, Carangidae.